ACUGAAGAACCCUAAAACUCUGAUAGAAAUAAUCUUCCCUUCUCUUCCUUCGUCUUCAUCAUCUUCAUAUUCAUCAGUUCUUACCCAAUAAGAGCAACGCGGGUGCAGGGAGGCUCAUAAUUUUUGUGUUUUGUUUUUUGCUUGUAGAUUUAACUGUAUCGAAGCUUGUCGAACUCUUCUUCCUCACUGGAAAGGAAGAAACUGUACCUUACAGUCUUGGCCGUUGCAUUGUGAUAUCAUAUACACAAUCUGAACAACUAUAGUCAUCUGUCAACACCAUGGCUGGAGUGCUCUCUGGAGAUGUCUCUCAUCAUGGAACUUAUCAAGGGAGUUCUCAAAGACACACUCCAGAGAAGCAAGAGGAUGGUUCUCGUUGGUACUUUGCUAGGAAGGAGAUUGAAGAAAAUUCACCAUCUAAGAAAGAUGGCAUAGAUUUGAAGAAAGAAACUUACUUGCGCAAGUCAUAUUGUACUUUUCUGCAAGAUUUAGGCAUGAGACUUAAAGUACCUCAGGUAACCAUUGCCACAGCAAUUAUUUUUUGUCACAGAUUCUUCCUUCGUCAAUCCCAUGCAAAGAAUGAUAGGAGGACUAUUGCAACAGUAUGCAUGUUUCUUGCUGGGAAGGUUGAGGAAACUCCUCGACCUCUAAAGGAUGUAAUUCUUGUUUCAUAUGAAAUUGUACAUAAGAAGGAUCCUGCAGCGGUUCAGAGAAUCAAACAAAAGGAGGUAUAUGAACAGCAGAAGGAAUUAAUCUUACUAGGAGAGAGGGUUGUUCUUGCAACCCUUGGUUUUGAUCUUAAUGUGCACCAUCCUUACAAACCACUUGUUGAAGCAAUAAAGAAAUUCAAAGUUGCUCAAAACGCCCUUGCACAAGUUGCCUGGAAUUUUGUGAAUGAUGGACUUCGGACAUCUCUGUGUUUGCAAUUUAUGCCCCAUCACAUUGCAGCUGGAGCCAUAUUCCUUGCUGCCAAGUUCCUCAAGGUGAAGCUUCCAUCAGAUGGUGAGAAGGUUUGGUGGCAAGAGUUUGAUGUCACCCCACGCCAAUUGGAGGAAGUUAGUAAUCAAAUGUUGGAGCUUUAUGAACAAAACCGACUGCCACCAUCCAAUGAUGCUGAAGGAGCUGCAGGCAGUGGGGCUACUAACCGGCCACCUGCAAAAGGUCCAACCAGCAAUGAUGAGACUGCUACCACAAACAGCAAUUCCCAGACUGGUCCCAUGAGUUCAAAAAUUGAAACCUCAAAAUCUGCAGCUUCUAAGGCGCUUCCUGAGUCAUCUGCUACUAAUCAUGUUGGGCGCCCUUUGUCCAACCACAAUAGAGGUGGUGAUUAUGGAAGCUCAGAAAUGAAACAUAGGGCUGAAGAUGAAGCUAAACACAAUCAGCAUCCUGAAUGGGAACAUCCUGUCUAUAGGGAAAACUCGCAGGAACCUGCAGACAAAUCCCGUUCUGGUUAUGGUGAAGAGCAAGAAAGCAAUGCUGGGAGAAGUGAAAUGAAGGAAUCUGGUGAAUUUAAAGAUAAACAUACAAGCAGAAACCUAGAUCACAGAGAUGGUACAUCUGGCCGGCCACCUCAGGAGGCCAUGAAGAAAAUUGAUAGAGACAAGGUAAAAGCUGCACUAGAGAAACGGAGGAAAGCAUCUAGUCAGGUAACUAAAAAAACAGAAUUCAUGGAUGAUGAUGAUCUCAUCGAAAGAGAACUGGAAGAUGGGAUUGAACUGGCUUCCCAGAAUGAGAAGAACAAGCAGGAUAGGAGGCAAAGCUGGUCUAAGUCAUCUGAUAAAUCAGAUCAUGAGACCAUGCAGCAUGGAAGGCAUCACGAUAAUGAUGACGAGCAUCAUCAUGGUAUGAAGGGGCUGUCAUCAUACCAAUCUGAUCUAAGUAAUGUGGAAGAAGGGGAGUUGUCGGCACUUGAUGACAUUGGCCCAGGACUUCAUUCACCCAAGUCAAACAGCCGCAAGAGAAAAGCAGUGAGCUCACCCGAUAGAGUUGUGGAGGGGAGACAAUGGCACAAUUAUGGCCAUGGUUCUCAUCAUCAUAAUCGUUUUGAUUAUAUGGAUGACCGAAACAAAGUCGGCCGGCUGGGUCAUACCGAGAGGGAUGGCAAAAGGCACAUACAAGAGAACCAUGUUUGAUAAUGUGUCUGCAGAUGCGGGGUAUGUGUCACUUGUAAUUUUGAAAUAUAUCUGGAUGUAUACCUUAGCAAAGAUCUUGGAAAGCUCUCAAUUCUGUUCUGAUGCAGAUGCAGACCCUGAGUUGAUGUUUAUUCCCCUGGUCUAAGAAAUCUCUAGAUUGAAGGUAACUCUGGUAUCCCUUCUUCAACUUGGUGGGUUGGACCAACAUUUGUAUUAAUUUUUGCCCCCUUCAAUUAAUGGGCUUUAGUUUGGCCAAAAUAUUUAAUGGGCUUAUAGGAUAAACGGUAUUAUAUGAAGCGAGGUAUAUCUGGAUUGAAGAUGGACAUGCAAUGGAACGUCCAUUUUUCACAUAUCAUUAUCCAUGUUUAUUCUGAUUGCCCCUCCGAGAUUAUAGGCAUUCUGAUAUAAAUCAAAUCGAGUGAUUAGAAGAUGGAAAGAGCUUUUCUGGUGCUGUACUAAUUCUAAUCUCAUGGAUGAAUAUUAUUCAUGAUCUAAGCAAUUUCCCAUUGUGGUUAGGUUGCAGAGGAUGAAUUAUCCGGUGAUCCUAAACUGGAUAUUUAUUUCAAACUGGGACCAUUGUUGAACCUCCGUGAUGAAGCUAGUGAAAUAAAUGAUUUACAGCUUUCCAAGUAGUGAGAUUUGAACAUCCAUCUUUCUUAUGGAUUUUUCUUAAUGCCAUUGUACGAUUCUGGAAUUGAUGUAAAAUGUUCAUGAACGCUUAAAUGCAACCGGGGUCGCAGAAAUUGCUGUAGGGACACAGUUACCCAGUGCUACAUUUUUGCUAAGUAUUAUAUUGAAGUUCCCAAGCCCUAUGAAAAAUUUCAAA
This is a messenger RNA of Neltuma alba, 2955 nucleotides long. RefSeq names its product cyclin-T1-5. Gene Ontology annotation, biological process: regulation of transcription by RNA polymerase II. The transcript is spliced from 7 exons. Bases 279 to 2129 code for a protein of 616 amino acids. NCBI's taxonomy places the organism in Eukaryota, Viridiplantae, Streptophyta, Magnoliopsida, Fabales, Fabaceae. Gene Ontology annotation, molecular function: cyclin-dependent protein serine/threonine kinase regulator activity. The record is from RefSeq and is a predicted model, not a curated record.